Messenger RNA from Ixodes scapularis (black-legged tick), 2476 nucleotides. RefSeq names its product beta-hexosaminidase subunit beta. NCBI's taxonomy places the organism in Eukaryota, Metazoa, Arthropoda, Arachnida, Ixodida, Ixodidae. The coding region runs from base 301 to 1977 and encodes 558 amino acids. Gene Ontology annotation, cellular component: membrane. The transcript has 13 exons. Gene Ontology annotation, biological process: carbohydrate metabolic process; glycosaminoglycan metabolic process; ganglioside catabolic process. Gene Ontology annotation, molecular function: beta-N-acetylhexosaminidase activity. The record is from RefSeq and is a predicted model, not a curated record.
GGGCCACCGCAAUCAGCGGCCGGGAAGAGCGGCGCCUUCGCGGACCUCGCCUCUGCAGUCUGCUUCCGACUCGCCAGACUGGCCUGGGUGCUUGUGCGAACCGGACGAGAGCUAUAACAGAACGGGAUUUGGGAAACUGGUUCGCAAUUAGUACCGCGAACUCCCCUCGCCUGCGCUGCCAGGGAACGACCCUUCGGCGACGCUGUGGGGGCAGGGGCGAAAGCCUGCGUCUCGGUCCUCUGACACAGUCGGCUCGCCGUCGCGGAGGCAGGUUGACGUCGCCACCGUUCAGCUCUCGCCAUGGGGCCCUCGUUGAAGCUGGUGAUCUUGCUCGCUCCCGUGCUCGUCGCGUACGCCUUCAUCACCUACAUCGAGGUGCGGCUGCCGUUAAAGGGAAAGCGCGCUCCUCCAGGCUCCCCGUGGCCGGCACCGCAAGCCUGGAAGGCGUCUACCCUCCAGAGGACCCUGGACCCCGAAUCCUUCAUCCUCACGUCCGACGCCGCAGAGGAGUGCGACGUAGUUUCCAAGGCCCUGGCACGCUACCACAAGCUGGUGUUUGUCAACCGGCCCAUGAGCGUGGACAACGAGACGCUCAAGGACGUGCUGCCAGCCCUCAGAGUGCAGGUGGACAAGUACAAAGAAGAGCACUGCAUGUACCCGCAGCACAAAGAUGACGAGAGCUAUACGCUCGUAGUACCGGAGGAAGGAGACGCCCAGCUGCGGUCGAAAACUGUUUGGGGAGCCCUGCGAGGUUUGGAAACUUUCAGCCAGCUCGUGUAUCAAGACCCCGUGACCAAAACUUACCUCAUCAACGUGACUUCCGUGGACGACUUCCCGAGGUUUUCAUUCAGAGGCCUUCUUCUCGACUCGUCGAGGCAUUUCCAGCCCGUCAAAGUGCUCAAACAGAACUUGGAUGCCAUGGCUUACAACAAGUUGAACGUCUUCCAUUGGCACCUCGUGGACGACCAGUCGUGGCCUCUCCAGAUGGCUGUGUACCCCAACCUCACGCAGAGUGCAUACUCCCCUAAGCAUGUUUACUGCCGCAACGAGGUUCAAGACAUCAUCGAGUACGCGAGGCUCCGGGGAAUCCGAGUCAUCCCGGAGAUCGACACUCCUGGACACACGCAGGCACUGGGAAAGAUCUUCCCCGACCUUCUGACCGCUUGUUACGGCAACGGAACCCGGGGCACGCCCAACUACCCGGAGCACGCUGCGUUCGAAAUGCUGGACCCAACGCAGAACUACACGUAUGACGUGAUGAGAGACAUCUUCCAGGAGGUGGUGGAGACCUUCCCGGAUCCGUACGUGCACCUGGGAAUGGACGAAGUCUACUACGCCUGCUGGAACUCUAGCCCCGAAAUCGCGGCGUUCAUGAAGGAGCAGGGCUUUGACGCCGUGAACCAAGUGGAGCAGUACUACGUGAAGAGGACUCUGGACAACGUUCAGAACCUCGGGGCCAAGUACAUGAUCUGGCAGGAUCCCAUCGACAACGACGUUAAAGCGGCACGCGACACCCUGGUUGGCAUUUGGAAGGACACGUCACUCGAUUCGAAGCUCAAGACGUGGCAAGAGUACAUCAUGCCUAUCGCCAAGAAGGGCUACCAGAUGGUGCUUUCAGCUCCCUGGUACCUCAACUACAUCAGCUACGGGCAGGACUGGAAGAAGUACUACGAGACAGACCCAAGAGACUUCAAUGGCACCGACGAAGAAAAGGACCUGGUGGUGGGAGGCGAAGCCUGCAUGUGGGGAGAGUACGUGGACGGCACCAACCUCAUCUCCAGGCUCUGGCCUCGUGCUUCGGCGGUUGCCGAGCGACUCUGGAGCAGUGCUGAGUUCAACGACACCGACGACGCCAGCUUCAGGCUGGACCAGCAACGCUGUCGAAUGCUCCGGCGUGGCAUCCCGACGCAGCCCAUCCUGAACGGGUUCUGCGGAGACUACGACUGGGACCUCGGCGAAAAAUACCACGUGGAAUGACGUGGCCUUGCUUGCAAUCUGGAGCGAAGCGCUGAUCUCUGCUCCUAGAGAAUACCUUCGCACACGUUUGGUGGCUGGCUUCUUAAAAUUGUCCCGGUACCUUUGUAUCCAAUGGCCGUCCCCGCUGUCUACUUACAAAAUAACAAUUUGUGUCUUUUGUGAGCCAUCCUGUUGCUUCAGACGUCCCUGUCUCUUCUCGUGUGGACCGUGCGGUGUAAUACCGGGAAGCUGUCUUUUUUGCGCUCUAUGUCUCGAUGAUACGGGACGAAACACUUAUAUGCGCGUGUGAGAGUGUGACACAUAUAGAUACACCACUCAUACUAGGCUUUUACUGCCAAGUCCUUGGAAUGACAGGAAAGGCAGCUUUGGCAAUAUACUUCUAGGCUGUCGAUAUAUAUUCGUUCGUGUGAUGUUGUUUAAGUUAUUUCUUCAUGCAUGUAUCAAUAAAUACUCAUCAUAGCACCGCGAUAAAAAAAUAAAUAAAAGGUCACAAUACUCA